AUCAUGAUCAGUCCAGCCAAUGGGAGAGAGACCUGCUACAUCAACAUCAUUCAUUUUAAACCUUAUGGAAGACCAACAUUCAACAAGAAAUACUGGGAUGUGUAUGAGGACAUUGUAAAGAGAGCAGGCGGUCGACCACAUUGGGCUAAGGAACACCCUAUGAGGAACAAGGAUUUAUCAGAGCUCUAUCCAAGAUGGUCCGAGUUCUGUGGUCUGCGUAAGAAGCUGGAUCCUUACGGCAUGUUCCUGAACACGUAUCUGGAGCGGGUCUUAUCAGACUAAUAUGGUCCUGAGUUAUAUGAAGCAGGGUAGUUCAUAAACAAACAAAUAAUGAACAUAUGAACCUGAAACUUGGAAGGGCUAUUGGAAAAUUCCUUCUACUCAUUUUCACAUUUUGUUUAAAGGCACACUGUCCAACUUGUAGCUCCUUGCUCCCUCUAUAUAGAAAACUUCCCCAAUC
Messenger RNA from Strongylocentrotus purpuratus (purple sea urchin), 460 nucleotides. Its product is annotated as L-gulonolactone oxidase-like. Gene Ontology annotation, cellular component: membrane. NCBI's taxonomy places the organism in Eukaryota, Metazoa, Echinodermata, Echinoidea, Camarodonta, Strongylocentrotidae. Gene Ontology annotation, molecular function: D-arabinono-1,4-lactone oxidase activity. Bases 4 to 282 code for a protein of 92 amino acids. The transcript has 3 exons. The record is from RefSeq and is a predicted model, not a curated record.